AUGGCUCCUUCUGCAGUGACUCCCCAGCACAUCCUGGAAAAAGAGGAUAAAGAGAGAGAUGCAGCAUUCAACAAAGUUCUGCACGGAAAGUCUGCUACAGCACAAGGUGGCUUCAUGGCCAUGCGGAACAAGGAUGCUAGAGCUCAGAAAGAGGCCGUCGACGAGUAUUUCAAGCAUUGGGACAACAAGCUUGCUUCAGCAGAGACCGAGGAAGUAAGAAAGGCACGUCGAGAUGAAUAUGCUACUUUGACAAGGCAUUACUACAACCUAGCGACCGAUCUCUACGAGUAUGGCUGGGGCACGUCCUUCCACUUCUGCCGUUUCGCUCCUGGCGAAGGGUUUCGUCAAGCUAUUGCACGUCACGAGCAUUACCUUGCCCUGCAGAUGGGCAUAAAAGAGAACGCUACUGUCUUGGACGUUGGCUGUGGAGUUGGUGGUCCUGCGAGAGAAAUGAUCAAAUUCACUGGUUGUAACGUGGUUGGUUUCAACAACAAUGACUACCAGCUGGAGCGUGCUGCUAGGUAUGCAGCUAAAGAAGGUCUUGGUGAGAAGUUCAAAGGUAUCAAAGGCGACUUUAUGCAGAUGCCAGAAGAGUUUGCCGAGACCUUCGAUGCAGUCUAUGCUAUCGAGGCUACUGUUCAUGCUCCUCGAUUACAGGGUGUCUACGAACAGAUAUACAAAGCCCUCAAGCCAGGUGGUGUCUUUGGCGUAUAUGAGUGGUUGAUGACUGACAACUACGACAACGAUAAUGCUCGCCACCGAGAGAUUCGACUUGGUAUUGAGCAAGGAGAUGGCAUCUCAAAUAUGGUCAAGAUCUCAGACGGCCUCGAGGCCAUCAAAGGCGCUGGCUUUGAGUUGUUACACGCGGAAGAUCUAGCAGAUCGUCCAGAUGCUGUUCCUUGGUACUAUCCUCUGGCUGGCGAACUCAAGCACGUACGCAGCCUGGGUGAUCUUUUUACCGUUGGCCGAAUGACUUGGUUGGGUCGAUCCGUCAUACACAAGUGCGUUGGUUUCGGCGAAACUCUUGGCGUAAUUCCCAAGGGUACUCAGAAGACAGCUGAUAGUCUCGCCAUGGCUGCUGACUCCUUAGUGGCAGGUGGUAAGGAGAAACUGUUUACACCAAUGUACUUGAUGGUCGCGAGGAAGCCUAUGAAUGCGAACUAG
Lithohypha guttulata is the source of this 1164-nucleotide messenger RNA. RefSeq names its product Delta(24)-sterol C-methyltransferase. Gene Ontology annotation, cellular component: endoplasmic reticulum. Lineage: Eukaryota; Fungi; Ascomycota; Eurotiomycetes; Chaetothyriales; Trichomeriaceae. The transcript is spliced from 2 exons. Gene Ontology annotation, biological process: ergosterol biosynthetic process. The record is from RefSeq and is a predicted model, not a curated record. Bases 1 to 1164 code for a protein of 387 amino acids. Gene Ontology annotation, molecular function: sterol 24-C-methyltransferase activity.